Molecule: messenger RNA, 455 nt
Organism: Oncorhynchus keta (chum salmon)
Lineage: Eukaryota; Metazoa; Chordata; Actinopteri; Salmoniformes; Salmonidae
Product: histone H2B-like
Exons: 1
Coding region: 34-405 (123 amino acids)
Cellular component (GO): nucleosome
Molecular function (GO): protein heterodimerization activity; structural constituent of chromatin; DNA binding
Source: RefSeq, a predicted model, not a curated record
UUCGUUUGUGAGAAGCAACGAGACAUCAGCGUCAUGCCCGAGCCAGCAAAGUCCGCGCCCAAGAAGGGCUCCAAGAAAGCCGUCACCAAGACCGCAGGGAAAGGCGGCAAGAAGCGCCGAAAGUCUAGGAAGGAGAGCUACGCCAUUUACGUGUACAAAGUCCUGAAGCAGGUCCACCCCGAUACCGGCAUCUCCUCCAAGGCCAUGGGAAUCAUGAACUCGUUCGUGAACGACAUCGAGCGCAUCGCCGGAGAGUCGUCUCGCCUGGCCCACUACAACAAGCGUUCCACCAUCACCUCCAGGGAGAUCCAGACCGCAGUGCGCCUGCUGCUCCCCGGAGAGCUGGCCAAGCACGCAGUGUCCGAGGGCACCAAGGCCGUGACCAAGUACACCAGCUCCAAGUAAACAGCGCAUUUGGAGUGCUGUAGUAACCCAAAGGCUCUUUUAAGAGCCAC